Malassezia restricta is the source of this 1416-nucleotide messenger RNA. Its product is annotated as YidC/Oxa1 family membrane protein insertase. Gene Ontology annotation, molecular function: membrane insertase activity. The record is from RefSeq and is a predicted model, not a curated record. Bases 1 to 1416 code for a protein of 471 amino acids. Gene Ontology annotation, cellular component: mitochondrial inner membrane. Gene Ontology annotation, biological process: protein insertion into mitochondrial inner membrane from matrix; mitochondrial respiratory chain complex IV assembly. The transcript has a single exon. Lineage: Eukaryota; Fungi; Basidiomycota; Malasseziomycetes; Malasseziales; Malasseziaceae.
AUGGCGAUGCAUCGUUUGAGUAAUAUGAUGUACAGAGUCACUGUGCGGCAAGGACUCACUAUGCUCUCCCAUGGUCGUACAAAAACCGCAGCUGUUCCACUUUUUUGUGCUUCUAUGACAAUGAACGGCACAUCUUCGCGUGCUUUUUCCCUGUGGGGGGCUAAAACCACGAACGAGGAUGCUCGAAAGGCUAUCUUUGAACAUGGCGAAGCUCUUGCAUCGAGUGUGAAAAGUGCAAGUCAUGAUGUCCAGCAGAACCUGGCUGAUGUGGGUCCUUCGAUUCAUGACCGUAUCGCCCAUGCGGAAAACGCCAUCAGUUCAGCUGUCGGACAUGAAAGCGAGGCUAUUUCCCAAGCGGCUGAAACAGCGUCAACAGAGUUGAAGGCGCUUGGUCUGGGAGGCUAUUCGCCCUCUGGACUACUACAACAACUUCUUGAUGCAGUGCAGUAUUAUACGGAUCUUCCAUGGUGGGCAACGAUUAUUGCUGUUACAUGCGGCAUUCGUCUAGCUAUUGCACCACUUAUUGUGUACGUUCAGGGCAAUUCGAUCCGACUGUCGAACAUACAGCCUCAAAUGCAGGAUAUGAUUAAGGACAUGGAGUAUGCCAAGUCCACUGGCAACCAACAAGAAAUGCAAAGCGCCGCUAUGAAAGUUCGUAAGUUGCUUUCGGAUAAUAAUUGCUCGCCGUUCAAGUCUCUUCUUUUGCCGCUUGUUCAAAUGCCUGUCUUUUUGUCUUUCUACUUUGCUUUGGAUCGACUCGCAAAGGCACCACUUCCUGCCCUUACCACUGGUGGUGUGGCUUGGUUCCCUGACCUUACAGUGGCUGACCCAUACUACGCGCUUCCUGCUAUUAGUACCAUCAUGACACUUCUUGUUCUUGAAACUGGCGCAGAGACUGGAACAACGGCAAUGAAUCAGAGUCAGCAGGCCCGCAUUGUUAAGUAUAUACUCCGGGGUGUUACCGUGUUAGCUGCCUGGUUCAUUUCUAGCUUCCCCUCUGCCCUACUAUUGUACUGGUCAACCACAAACACAUUUUCUCUUGCCCAGUUACUGCUUCUCCGCACAAAGUUCAUGAAACGCUUACUUCGUCUCCCCACUAAAAUUGAGCACCCUGUCAAGCCACACGUCAAACAAAAGUCAUUCAUGGAAAAUAUCCGUUCUAGCAUGAAUAAUGCCCGUACUAAUUCGGGCGGCAAUGCCUCAUCUCGUCGCCCUGAACCCGCGCCAUUGUACCGCAAGUCGGACAACACUUCUCAGAACUUAAAUCAGUCACGCUCGCGUGCCUUGGAUGCGCUCAUGGCAGACGCCACAAAAUCCAAACAGCAACCCUCUAAUGUUGCAAAUGAGCUGAACCAUGCUGAAAAGCAAUCAAGACUCGCAGCUGCUCGUGAGCGUCGCCUUCGGCAACGAAGUUGA